AUGAAGCUAUUCACCGCAAAGAUUUGGAGGAAGAGGGGGAGGUGGAAGAAGAAGAAGAAGAAGAAGAAGAUGGCCCCCCCACCGGCUGCGUUCGAUCCGGAUGGGCUGGCACAGCGGGUCGGAGAGCUGAGUAUGAACUCAAGGAAGAAAGUGGAGGAAGAUAUCUUCGCCCGAGGAGAGGAGGAGGAGCCCAACUCAGCCUUGGAGCACUUUGAGCGGGCGGUUGAGAAGGAGGCUGCAGGCAAUCUUGGCGACAGCCUCCAGCACUAUCGCAAGGCAUAUCGACCGUCGACAAGUCCUACCGCAAUAAGCACUAUUCCCAUGUCUGGAAGAAGCCUGCCCAACCCCCCUCCCAGCGAGUCAGCUGCAGUGCCCGUGACAGCCCCGGCGCCUACAGCAGCAGCUGAUGCUGACACUGAGAAUCUUUCCACUGCCGAACUGAUCGCCUCAUUCGCUCAUCUACCCAUCCCGCAGGCCGAACCCUUGGUAGAAAACACCCCUCCGCCGCCAUGUCCUAUCGCGAAAGUCCCUUCAGAGGUAUUGAUCGAGAUACUUAGACAUGUUGCUGUGCGGGACCCUGCUACCUUUGGGCGGAUGGCCUUGGUCUGUAAGCAAUUUGCUUAUCACUUCGUGCACCAGCAAAGUAUCUGGAAACACCUCUGUCAGCAGCCCGAGUUUGGCUUCGAGGGGAUGCAUUAUGCAUUCUCUUGCGAUACCCUUGGACAGCCCAUCUAUACCCUCAGCGGAGAGCGCUACACGCCCUUCCCGGAAGGAGCCCCUUUAGAGAUCCCGAAGCCGCUAUCCUCCUGGAGCCAGGUGUUCCAGUCCUACCCCCGAAUCCGAUUUACGGGUAUCUACAUCAGCACGGUUAACUAUAUGCGACCGGGAGCGGCCUCGGUCUUCCAGACUACCUCAUGGAAUAGUCCCAUCCACAUUGUGACAUAUUAUCGCUACCUGCGCUUCUACCCAGACGGAUCAGUGGUCUCACUGCUCACUACAACAGAGCCAGUAGAUGUCGUACCGCACAUCAGCAAAGAGAACAUGAUGGCCGCGAGAGCUAUCAAAAAAGGCGGCCACCAUCUACGGGCGUCUGAAAUUUCCAAGGCCCAGCCCGGAACAGCCGACUAUGUUCCUCCAGUUGCCAUGGAGGCGCUAAAAUACUGCCUUCGUGGGCGCUGGCGCCUGACUCCUCCUGUCCCACUCGAGGAUGGCUUCGAAGAAGCAGAAUUCCCCCUAAGGCCAGGCCAGAAACCUACAUCGACUGAUCCUCGCGACCUCGUGAUUGAAACGGAGGGCCCGGCAUCACACUACAUCUACAUGAUGCGAAUGUCACUGCGAUCGCCGACACCAUCCAAAUCGCACGUGAACCCGUCGAAAAAUACCAAACUUGUUUGGCAGGGCUUCUGGAGCUACAAUACCAUUACUGACGAUAUAGGCGAGUUCAGUCAUCGUAAUGACCGAGCAUUUGUGUUUCGUCGGGUUAGGGGCUGGGGGCUUCGUUAA
This is a messenger RNA of Penicillium manginii, 1503 nucleotides long. Its product is annotated as putative F-box protein (Pof7). The record is from RefSeq and is a predicted model, not a curated record. NCBI's taxonomy places the organism in Eukaryota, Fungi, Ascomycota, Eurotiomycetes, Eurotiales, Aspergillaceae. Bases 1 to 1503 code for a protein of 500 amino acids. The transcript has 2 exons. Gene Ontology annotation, molecular function: protein binding. Gene Ontology annotation, biological process: SCF-dependent proteasomal ubiquitin-dependent protein catabolic process. Gene Ontology annotation, cellular component: SCF ubiquitin ligase complex.